GACGUGAGGCAGCAACUGAUGGUAGAAGGGGAUAAUCACCCUGUCUAUCCUGAUAAGCAGCAAGAUGCAGCUCUAUGGUAGAUGUCUCGAUCUACUGCUCAUUUGCCUCAUACUUCUCGCCUGUGCAUCUGUUGGAGUGGCUUCCUCCCCUGCGUCAUUCUGCAAGUGUACUUGCUUCUCCAACAGCACAAUAAUUCCUCUUGAUCCCGAAAAGUCGAAUUCUGUGUCUACACAGAGCAGUCUCUUCCGUCUCCGAAGUCACGACGAUGCCAAAGAUCUCUUGGAUAGGCGAGCUAAGAAUUACCGGUCUUUGAGCUGCAACGACUGUAAUCGAAAAUUUUGCUUGGACUAUGAUCUCCCUACUUGCAAAGGAGCAAAGGAAGAGGAUGUCUUCACAACAUGUUUUCAACGAGAUUCCAGAAAAGACCAGGCCAUUGUGUUCAUUUUCAUUAUUGCAACGGGUAGCCUUCUGGCUUGGGCAAUCAUGAAGCCCUGGAUUGGGAAAUGGCUGGAGACUGCAAGAGAGCGACGACCAUAUAUACCUAUAUCGGGGAAUGCAGGUCAUUAGCUGGUUCCAUUUUGCCAGCAGCUUCUAACAGAUAAACAUAAUUUCCACUUCGGACGCAGAGCAUAAUGCCACCGGAUCUUCAGAAAACUCGACGGUUCGCGUCAUAUUGGCUCCCUAAAAUUGCCGUAUACAAAACACUAGCCAUGGAGCUUUAUCCGAUGUCUCCUCAUCAGGAAGAGAUGGGUGUGCCUUGAUUCUAUUCGAACGGCCUUCAGAUCUCAUCUGACGGGGCCUCAA
This is a messenger RNA of Aspergillus japonicus CBS 114.51, 805 nucleotides long. RefSeq lists its product as uncharacterized. The record is from RefSeq and is a predicted model, not a curated record. Bases 65 to 568 code for a protein of 167 amino acids. The transcript is spliced from 4 exons. Lineage: Eukaryota; Fungi; Ascomycota; Eurotiomycetes; Eurotiales; Aspergillaceae.